AUGUCAUUGAGUCAUCUCACUUUAGAUCAAUAUUAUGAAAUACAGUGCAACGAACUUGAAGCGAUACGUUCCAUUUAUAUGGAUGACUUUACUGACUUAACUAAAAGAAAGUCUAGCUGGGAUAAGCAGCCACAGAUUAUAUUCGAAAUUACGCUUCGAUCUGUUGACAAAGAGCCGGUUGAAUCUUCUAUAACAUUACAUUUUGCGAUGACCCCAAUGUAUCCUUAUACCGCUCCAGAAAUAGAAUUCAAAAAUGUACAAAAUGUAAUGGAUAGUCAAUUGCAAAUGCUGAAAAGUGAAUUUAAGAAAAUCCACAACACCUCCCGAGGCCAAGAGAUUAUAUUUGAAAUUACAUCUUUUACUCAAGAAAAACUGGACGAAUUUCAAAAUGUGGUAAAUACACAGUCCUUGGAAGAUGAUCGAUUACAAAGAAUCAAAGAAACUAAAGAACAAUUAGAAAAGGAAGAAAGAGAAAAACAACAGGAAACAAUAAAAAAAAGAUCAGAUGAGCAGCGAAGGAUAGAUGAAAUUGUUCAAAGAGAGUUGGAGAAAAGACAAGAUGAUGAUGAUGAUUUGCUAUUCAACAGAACAACCCAGUUAGAUUUACAACCACCUUCAGAAUGGGUUGCAUCAGGUGAAGCUAUUGUCUUUUCAAAAACUAUAAAGGCAAAAUUGCCUAAUAACUCAAUGUUCAAGUUUAAAGCAGUUGUAAAUCCUAAGCCAAUAAAACUGACAUCAGAUAUAUUUAGUUUUUCCAAACAAUUUCUUGUGAAGCCUUAUAUACCACCAGAAUCUCCGUUGGCAGAUUUUUUAAUGUCUUCUGAAAUGAUGGAAAAUUUCUACUAUUUGCUAUCUGAAAUUGAAUUGGAUAAUAGCUAUUUCAACACAAGUAAUGGAAAAAAAGAAAUAGCAAAUUUAGAGAAAGAGUUAGAGACGGUGUUGAAAGCUAAGCAUGACAAUGUGAAUCGAUUGUUCGGUUAUACGGUGGAGCGCAUGGGGAGAAAUAAUGCAACGUUUGUUUGGAAAAUAAGACUCUUGACAGAGUACUGUAACUACUAUCCAUUGGGAGAUUUGAUACAAUCUGUUGGAUUUGUUAACUUAGCAACAGCGCGUAUUUGGAUGAUUAGAUUGCUUGAAGGAUUGGAGGCCAUACACAAAUUGGGAAUUGUUCAUAAAUGUAUCAACUUAGAAACCGUGAUCCUGGUGAAGGAUGCAGAUUUUGGAAGCACUAUUCCCAAGUUAGUUCACUCCACUUAUGGCUACACUGUUUUGAAUAUGCUAUCGAGAUAUCCAAAUAAAAAUGGUUCUUCGGUUGAGUUAUCUCCAAGUACAUGGAUAGCCCCUGAGUUGUUGAAAUUCAAUAACGCCAAACCUCAAAGAUUAACUGAUAUUUGGCAACUUGGUGUUUUGUUUAUCCAGAUAAUCAGUGGAUCUGAUAUAGUGAUGAAUUUUGAAACGCCUCAAGAAUUCCUAGAUUCAACAAGUAUGGAUGAAACUUUAUAUGAUCUUCUUUCGAAAAUGCUUAAUAACGAUCCGAAGAAAAGAUUAGGAACAUUAGAACUACUGCCCAUGAAAUUCUUAAGGACCAAUAUUGACUCUACAAUCAAUCGAUUUAACUUAGUUUCCGAAAGUGUCAAUUCUAAUUCCUUGGAGUUAACUCCUGGAGAUACCAUAACCGUUCGGGGCAAUGGAGGUAGAACACUUUCACAAUCGAGUAUACGAAGAAGAUCAUUUAAUGUUGGUUCCAGAUUCUCUUCUAUAAAUCCUGCAACGCGAUCACGAUAUGCUUCUGACUUUGAAGAGAUUGCAGUUUUAGGCCAGGGCGCAUUUGGACAAGUUGUCAAGGCACGUAAUGCUCUCGAUAGCAGAUACUAUGCGAUCAAGAAGAUUAGACAUACAGAAGAAAAGUUAUCUACUAUAUUGAGUGAAGUAAUGCUGUUAGCAAGCUUAAAUCAUCAAUAUGUUGUGCGUUACUAUGCUGCAUGGUUAGAAGAAGACAGUAUGGAUGAAAACGUUUUUGAAUCAACUGAUGAAGAAAGUGACUUGAGCGAAUCUUCCUCUGAUUUUGAGGAAAAUGAUUUAUUAGAUCAAAGCAGUAUUUUUAAAAAUAGAACAAAUCACGAUUUGGAUAAUAGUAACUGGGAUUUCAUAUCGGGGUCAGGAUAUCCGGAUAUUGUCUUUGAAAAUAGUUCUCGUGAUGAUGAAAAUGAAGAUCUAGACCAUGAUACUUCCUCGACUUCCUCGAGCGAAAGUCAAGAUGAUACUGAUAAAGAAUCAAAGAGUAUCCAGAACGUUCCAAGAAGGAGGAAUUUUGUAAAACCGAUGACUGCUGUUAAGAAGAAAAGUACGCUUUUUAUUCAAAUGGAGUACUGUGAAAAUAGAACGCUAUAUGAUUUGAUCCAUUCUGAAAAUUUAAAUCAACAACGUGAUGAAUAUUGGAGGUUAUUUCGACAAAUUUUGGAAGCACUGAGUUAUAUACAUUCCCAGGGUAUCAUUCAUAGGGAUCUGAAGCCAAUGAAUAUUUUUAUAGAUGAAUCGAGAAAUGUUAAAAUCGGUGAUUUUGGGUUAGCUAAGAACGUCCAUAGAUCUCUGGAUAUACUUAAGCUAGAUUCACAGAAUUUGCCAGGCAGCUCAGAUAAUUUAACAUCCGCCAUUGGUACAGCAAUGUAUGUUGCUACUGAAGUUUUAGAUGGUACAGGUCACUAUAAUGAAAAGAUUGAUAUGUAUUCACUUGGAAUCAUUUUUUUUGAAAUGAUCUAUCCUUUCAGUACAGGUAUGGAGAGAGUUAAUAUUUUGAAAAAGUUACGAUCAGUGUCGAUAGAAUUUCCUCCUGAUUUCGACGAUAAUAAGAUGAAAGUUGAAAAGAAAAUUAUAAGGUUACUCAUAGACCAUGAUCCCAAUAAAAGGCCUGGUGCUAGGACAUUAUUAAAUAGUGGUUGGCUUCCUGUGAAGCAUCAGGAUGAAGUAAUCAAAGAGGCUUUAAAAAGUUUGUCGAAUCCUUCAUCCCCUUGGCAACAGCAAGUUCGAGAAAGUUUAUUUAACCAAUCUUACAGUCUAACAAAUGAUAUUCUAUUUGAUAACUCAGUUCCAACAUCCACUCCUUUCGCAAACAUUCUCAGGUCCCAAAUGACAGAAGAGGUAGUUAAAAUUUUCAGGAAACAUGGAGGAAUUGAAAAUAAUGCUCCUCCGAGGAUUUUUCCAAAGGCCCCCAUAUACGGUACGCAGAAUGUAUAUGAAGUGCUUGACAAGGGCGGUACCGUCUUGCAGUUACAAUAUGAUUUAACUUAUCCUAUGGCUAGGUAUCUAUCUAAAAAUCCAAGUCUGAUUUCUAAGCAAUAUAGGAUGCAGCACGUUUACCGACCUCCUGAUCAUUCAAGGUCAAGUUUGGAACCUAGAAAGUUUGGUGAGAUUGACUUCGACAUAAUUUCAAAAUCUUCCUCAGAGUCAGGAUUUUAUGAUGCAGAAAGCUUGAAAAUUAUCGAUGAAAUAUUAACCGUAUUUCCUGUAUUUGAGAAAACAAACACUUUUUUCAUAUUAAAUCAUGCUGAUAUUUUGGAGAGUGUUUUCAACUUUACAAAUAUUGAUAAAGCCCAAAGGCCUCUAGUUUCACGAAUGUUGUCGCAAGUAGGCUUUGCAAGGUCCUUCAAGGAAGUAAAGAAUGAACUAAAGGCGCAACUGAACAUAUCUUCUACGGCAUUGAAUGAUUUGGAGUUAUUUGAUUUUAGACUGGACUUCGAAGCAGCCAAAAAACGCCUGUAUAAAUUGAUGAUUGAUAGUCCGCAUCUAAAAAAAAUUGAGGACUCUUUGUCCCAUAUAUCAAAGGUUCUCAGUUACCUAAAACCCUUAGAAGUUGCAAGAAAUGUUGUGAUAUCUCCUUUGAGUAACUACAAUAGCGCUUUUUACAAAGGAGGUAUCAUGUUUCAUGCAGUUUAUGACGAUGGAUCCUCACGUAAUAUGAUAGCUGCUGGAGGGAGGUAUGACACUUUGAUAUCCUUUUUUGCCAGACCAUCAGGAAAAAAGAGCAGCAAUACUCGUAAGGCUGUAGGUUUCAACUUAGCGUGGGAAACAAUAUUCGGUAUAGCCCAAAACUAUUUCAAACUCGCUUCUGGAAAUAGGAUAAAGAAGAGAAAUAGGUUUUUGAAAGAUACAGCUGUUGAUUGGAAGCCAAGCAGGUGUGAUGUAUUGAUAUCGAGUUUUUCGAACUCUUUGUUGGACACAAUCGGGGUUACAAUACUGAAUACAUUGUGGAAGCAAAACAUUAAAGCGGAUAUGUUAAGGGAUUGUUCCUCGGUGGAUGAUGUCGUUACUGGCGCUCAACAGGAUGGUAUAGACUGGAUUUUGCUGAUUAAGCAACAAGCGUAUCCACUAACCAAUCACAAGAGAAAGUACAAGCCAUUAAAAAUAAAAAAAUUGAGCACUAAUGUUGACAUAGAUUUAGAUCUUGAUGAGUUUUUAACCUUGUACCAACAAGAAACUGGUAAUAAAUCUUUGAUCAACGAUAGUCUCACUUUGGGCGAUAAGGCUGAUGAAUUUAAAAGAUGGGAUGAAAACAGCAGUGCCGGUAGUAGUCAAGAAGGUGACAUAGAUGAUGUUGUUGCUGGUUCGACUAAUAAUCAAAAGGUAAUUUAUGUUCCAAACAUGGCUACAAGAUCUAAGAAAGCUAAUAAAAGGGAAAAGUGGGUUUAUGAGGAUGCAGCCAGAAAUUCUUCGAAUAUGAUAUUACACAAUUUAUCCAAUGCACCAAUUAUCACUGUUGAUGCCUUAAGAGAUGAAACUUUAGAAAUAAUCUCAAUUACUUCUUUGGCUCAGAAGGAAGAAUGGCUGAGAAAAGUUUUUGGGUCAGGUAAUAACUCGACUCCUAGAAGCUUUGCCACGAGCAUUUAUAAUAACCUCUCCAAAGAGGCUCAUAAAGGGAAUAGGUGGGCAAUAUUAUACUGCCACAAAACCGGAAAAUCAUCUGUUAUCGAUUUACAGAGGUAG
Molecule: messenger RNA, 4980 nt
Organism: Saccharomyces cerevisiae S288C
Lineage: Eukaryota; Fungi; Ascomycota; Saccharomycetes; Saccharomycetales; Saccharomycetaceae
Gene: GCN2
Product: serine/threonine-protein kinase GCN2
Exons: 1
Coding region: 1-4980 (1659 amino acids)
Biological process (GO): DNA damage checkpoint signaling; GCN2-mediated signaling; regulation of cytoplasmic translational initiation in response to stress
Cellular component (GO): cytoplasm
Molecular function (GO): protein kinase activity; eukaryotic translation initiation factor 2alpha kinase activity; protein serine kinase activity
Source: RefSeq, marked reviewed